This is a messenger RNA of Hydractinia symbiolongicarpus, 749 nucleotides long. Its product is annotated as RNA-binding protein 8A-A-like. The transcript is spliced from 7 exons. The record is from RefSeq and is a predicted model, not a curated record. Lineage: Eukaryota; Metazoa; Cnidaria; Hydrozoa; Anthoathecata; Hydractiniidae. Bases 40 to 531 code for a protein of 163 amino acids. Gene Ontology annotation, biological process: RNA splicing. Gene Ontology annotation, cellular component: exon-exon junction complex; cytoplasm; nucleus. Gene Ontology annotation, molecular function: mRNA binding.
GCUGAGUUUAAGUGAUAAAAAACUGAAAAUUUCAACAUAAUGGCAGAGGUUUUAGAAGUUGAUAUCGAUGAAAAGGACGAAUUCAUGUAUGUUGAUGAUGAUGAUGAGGUUAAAAGGUUAAAAAAGAAUAAGAAGAGAAAAGGAAGAGGAUUUAAAGAUAGCAACGACAUUCGAACCGUUGAACCUUUUGACGCAAUAGAAGAUGAAGCUGGUGCUAACAUUCAAGGACCACAAAAAUCUGUGGAGGGGUGGAUUUUGUUUGUGACGAACGUCCACGAAGAAGCGCAGGAAGAUGAUCUCCAUAACGUGUUCGGUGAUUAUGGCAACAUCCGGAAUAUGCAUUUGAAUUUGGACAGACGUACUGGUUUUCUAAAGGGUUACGCACUUGUUGAAUACGACACAUUCAAAGAAGCUCAAAACGCACUAGACGCUACAAACGGUGAAGAAUUACUCGGACAGAAGAUAGCAGUAGAUUGGGCGUUCGUUAAAGGACCAGCAAAAGGAAAAAAGAAGAAAGGCGGUCGAAGAUAAAGUCUUUGCAAAAUAUCUACCUGCAUACCAUCAGCACUUUGGAUUUGACGCAAUUUAAUACAAAUAUUUCUUUGCGGAGAACUUCUGUUGUAAAUAAACGGCAUUACAGCGCAUGAGCUGCAGCUUGAGUGUAUCCUCGGCACCGUGUAUUUAAAACCUGCCACUGUCAUGUUUUUAACCAUCAGUUUUAAAAGAAAGAAAACAUUUAAAAACUCGUA